Parascedosporium putredinis is the source of this 858-nucleotide messenger RNA. The record is from the annotation of a GenBank genome assembly. Lineage: Eukaryota; Fungi; Ascomycota; Sordariomycetes; Microascales; Microascaceae.
AUGCCCGUAUCGUCCCACACCUCUGGCUCCUCGAGGGGUUCCGACCAGCCGCCCCGGCCCCCCCGCCCUGGAAGCAUUCCUAGCCACGAUACGACUCUGCGCCCCCUCUCCCGCACCUCGCCGCGCGCCCUCCACAACAUACGGCCCCCCAGCGCACUUCACUCAACCUUUGGCAACGGGCCCACCCCCGCAGAACCCUCCCACCUGGCAGUCACCCCCGCCAUCACAACACCCAACCCAGUCGUUCCCCACCCAGCACCAAUAUGGUGGACCUCCCACGGGGUGCAUACUCAACAGCCACCACCCCCUCAUCAAAUGUACGGGGCCCCGCCGCAGCUACCGCCGCAAAAGAAACAGCCCCCGCCCGACCUCCUCGAUGAGCCUCUCGAGAUGAAGAUCCAAGAGCAAGGCAAUGCUCCCCACCGCCGAUUCCUCCCAACCCUGAAAGGGACGCUUUACUGCGGCAACUUGCAUGCCGCCAUGGUUAACGCCUACAACGCACUGAGCUCGGAGCGAUUAGCGCUCGGCCAGCUAUCGGCCCUGCUAAACUCUAACGCGGGGAUUCUCCGGGAAGCUCUCCGCAAGGCCGACGCAGUCAUCGAGGAUUCCCGGCAGCAUCCGGAGCCGGAUAUUGAUGAAUUACUGGUUGCCCCAACUGUGGUGGCUAACCAGUUGUAUACUCUUGUUGCGGAGGAGCGCGCCAUGGGCGAUGCAAUCUUCAUGCUUGGUCGGGCGGUUGAGCGCGGGCGGAUCUCACCUGCCGUAUUCGCAAAAACGACGAGGAGUCUGGCACGCGAAUGGUACCUCAAAAAGGCCCUGAUUCGCAAGGUGGCCACGGGUAUGGGCUUGUCGGUAUGA